AAGAUGAGGCUGGUAUUCCAGUCAAUGAAUCCUUGUAUCGUGGCAUGAUCGGAUCUUUGUUGUAUCUUACAGCUAGUCGUCCUGACAUUCAAUUUGCUGUCUGUCUGUGUGCUCGAUUUCAGUGUCAACCUAAACAGAGUCAUUUAUCAGCUGUAAAACGCAUUUUUCGGUAUUUAAAGGGAACAAUAGAUGUAGGACUUUGGUAUGCUAAACAGGAUAAUUUCGAUCUGGUUGGAUACACCGAUGCUGAUUUUGCUGGUAGUCUGAUCGAUAGAAAGAGUACCUCUGGCAGUUGCCAGUUUGUAGGUACCUCACUAGUAUCAUGGUCUUGUAAGAAACAGGCUGAUGUAGCCUUAUCCACUGCCGAGGCUGAAUACCUCGCUGCAGGUAGCUCCUGUGCUCAACUUCUUUGGCUUAAAACUCAACUUGCUGACUAUGGUAUGUCUAUUUCUUCCAUUCCUCUUUAUUGUGAUAAAACUAGUGCUAUAUGCAUGUCUAAGAACCCUGUUCAGCAUUCACGCACUAAACAUAUCGAUAUCAAGUAUCAUUUCAUUAGGGAGUUGGUUCAAGCAAAUACUAUUAUGCUUACCUAUAUUUCCUCUGAGUUUCAACUUGCUGACUUGUUCACCAAGCCACUGUCUGCUGAUCGUUUUCACUUUCUUAGUUAUGAGAUCGGUUUGAGAUCCUACUCCUCUCUGUCAGAGGUGAUUGGAGAUCUCGCCACUUAAUUUCUUCUUUCCUUUUUAUGUUUAUGUAUUUUUUCUUAGCUUUUUGUGUUUUUGUUUCUCCUUUUUGGUUGGCCUUUAUUGUUGAUUUCUCCUUUUUAGUAUCGUUUUCUUUGGUAAGUCUUUGCCCUAGGGUUUGUCGAUUGAGUAUUUAUAUGUGUGUCUUGUGUGUCCUUUCAGUUAUCCUUGAGUUUCCUGUCUCUCUGAGUGACUGUAGUCAUGGUUUUGCCCUUCCUUCGCACGUUCACUGGAACCAUGUUCUUAGAUCCUAUCCCUGCUAAUGCUCAUCGUCAUUAUCUGUUCUUUGCCAAUCGAGAGGUUCUCCCCUCAUAUCAUGUUCAGCUUCAUGAUCUGAUUGAAGUUGGCCUUGAUGUGCGUCCCUUCAUUCAAAAUCUUGGGUGGAACUUUUUGUUGAAUCACCCUUUUUCGACUGUUAUUUGUCCUGAUGCUGUGCGUUUCUUCUAUUCAAACCUUCGGUUUACACAGCUCAGUUCUCGUUUUUUCACCUCUCUGGUUUUUGGUAAUCUUCUCACAGUUCCUGUGGCUGAAAUAGAGCGUUUCCUUCAUGUCCCAGCCAUUGGUGAGAAUCUUGCUGAUGCCUCUGAGCUGGAGUUGUUUAAUUUUGAUAUUUCAGGCGAGUUCCGACAGCUUACAGGCCAGUUUCCUGGUCCAAAUCUUACUAUGCCUGUUUCAACUCUUCUGCCUUCGCUUCGAGCCCUUCACUUUUAUAUCUCUAGUGUUUCUGCCCCGUUCUGGUGAUUUAACUUUGAUUACUCCAGUCGAGCUUUGGGUUCUGGUUCAUGCUGCUCAUGGGGUUCCUCUUAGUUAUGCUGAUCGGUUUUUUUGGGUAUGCUCUUUCAUACUGUGAUGUGUCUGUCACUUCUCCCCUUCCGUUUGGUCCUCUCAUCACCACCCUUCUGUUGCGUAUCCGCAUCAAUCUUCAUCCCUUUUGCACUAUCACUCCCUCUAUAUUCCUUACCGCCGAUGAUGUCAUGGAUCUUCUGGAAAUAGCAGUUGAGGGGGAGAAUGGUGAUGACAAUAACACAAUCGUCACUGGUAGCAUUCUGCUUAUCAGUAGUGAUUCUGAUUCGGAUGACUCUGCAGCACCAAGUGAUGAUGAUGAUGCCCCGGAAUUAGCUUCGUUUGCAAUUGCUCUUCAAACUCUCUACGGAUCUGAUUCCAGUAAUGAAGCACUGUCCCAGGGGGAGCAGUAGUUUUUCAGCAAAGCAGCGCUUAUCUUUUCGGUUCUGUUGCUAGUUUCAGUCGGAUAGCUUUCAUGUUCAAGGAUUUUUUAUUGGUUUUCCUGACCAGGGUGUGGUCUUUGAUUUGUCUCUUGAUGGGUGGAUGUUUUCUUGAGUUUAUCUAGGACGUUUUUUGUUGAAUAUGUGUUUGCUUGUUGCAUAUGUGUUUUGGGAGAAAUCUGCGUGUUCUGUUUUUGCAGGUUCUAUCAACAACUUGCUAUUUCCAACUUAGGGGGAGAUUGUUGAAAGAAGGAAAGUUGGAAAUUCUGCAAAUCCAGGAUAUACCGGCGGAAGUCAAGCAAAUCAAAGGCGCUCUGAAGGAAACUUACCUGUUCUGGGCAAAUUCAGAAGCAACGGUCAUCACCUUGCUUGCUAUUUAAACUCCUUGGCAGAAUCGAACAAUGUACUGAGAAAGAAGCGGUACAGGGCUAUCAUCUUAGUGGGUUGAUCAGAACAGAGGCAUAGGGUCUGUUUGAUUGACGGUGUAACGGGUCUGGGAUUGGGGAUCCGGGUUUUGUUGUUCAGAGUCCCUUUCUUAAUUGUUGUCGAGUCUUACUGUUAUUUAUCUUUUGCUUGAUAGGAAAUCUUAAUAAAAACAGAGUCUCCUAGACCUCAGUGCAGUACUGAGUCUAGGACGAGGACGUACUCAGUAGUUUGGGGAACCUCGUUAAAAAUUGGCUUGUCUCUGCUCCUCUUCAUUCCCUUAUCGUCUUCCUCGUGCUCCUCUGUUUUUCUAUCUUAUUCAGCUCUGUUGUUUCAGAGCUAAGGAAGAAGACGACCCUGUCUUCAAUCCAGAGGCUGAACUCGAGUGGGCUUUUUCUUAAGCCUGUGUCAGUUGUCUUUUGUUUGUGGGCUUAAGCAUUUUCGGGCCCAAUUUAAGAGUUCAGAAGAGCUAAAAGCAGAGAAUGAACUUUUCGCUUUACUCUUUCAUUUCCCCCAAAUUCCUUCAAGAACCCUAAUCGAAAGAGCAGUGUGUUUUUCUCAAUAGUUAGUCUGUGAUUUGAUAUAGAUUCAACCGUAAAUAAUUUAAAUUAUAGUGAGUGCGUGAUUGAUGCGAGUGGAUCGUGGAGAAAAAAUCUCAUAUUUAUACGUAUUUGGGUGGGCGAUGAGUGGGUGUCCCGCACCCCACUUUUACACGACAAAGAAUUUUUUUCUUGUUUAUAGUAUCCAAGAGCGUAAAUUUUUUCUACACAAUUGAUUGAUGGAGUAUAAGAUAUUAAGAUUUGAUAGCUCUAUCGAAGAAGUGAAAUCCAUAUAAGUAAAGAUCAUUGGUCCCAGGAAUAUGUGGAUGUGGUUAGUGACUUCGUUUUCUCUCUUUUCAUGCCUAGAUUACAUGAUUAUUUUUUUUAUUAAAUGAGGUAGAAAUCCGUUCUUCCUCGGGUAAUGCUCGAGUUUCUUCCCCCGUGUCGCCAAUUGAUCUCCGGUUUACUUGAAACUGCGCCUAUACUUCACUUUCCAUGCUAGGACCUAAAAUGUGACAAAGGAACACAACCUAGUGUAAAAUAAGCCAAAUUAUGACAAACACCAAGCUAAACAAUCAAGAAAUGAGGGGUUAAAACUUAAAACAUGUGCAAAUUCAGUGUCAUCAAAUUCCCCCUACACUUAACCGUUUGCUUGUCCCCAAGCAAAUCUGACUCAAACCAGUGCAGCUCUACAGAUCAACGAAGUCUUCAUUUAAAGGGACAAAUGAAAAGUUGGUAUGAGUGCUACAAAUUUUUUACAUGUUCUCUAAAAAAAAUUACAUGUCACAAGUAGAUAGAUCCAUAUGAGACAAAGUGUGAAGUGUUUAAAUCAUUAGCAUCUUCCUAAUUUUACGGGUUAAUUAUCUUUCACCCAACCAAAUUCACUCACUACUCACCCAACUCAAUCUGAAGAAGAAUGUAGAUGAAUAUUGGAUAACCGGGUCAAAAUUAUAGCAACUCGUUAAUAAAUGAGUGGGUCAGUUUGAGGCCAAAAUCCAUUCAACUCACCUAUUAUUUACCCGUACUAUUAGCUCCGAUUUUGAACUCGACCAUCAACAUGAUCGUUUGCUUGCUAUGUUUUCAAAUUUCAAUAAGCCAUUUGAUAUUAAAUAGCUCGUUUGUCAAUAACCAAUAAUAUGAGUAAUUUGCUCCUAACCUAUAACAUCCAAAUUACUCUAAAUGUGUGUUCUCCCCAUUGUCAUUUGCAGAUUGACUAAUUUUUUUGUAGUACUUUUCAGUCAUGACUUUGGGUUUUUUUUCAUAAGCCCAAUACUAACAUUCUUUAUUUUGUCUUCACUCUUCACAAAACCAAUAUUUUCUAAUUAUUAUCCAAUAAUAAUUUUCAAUUAAUUUUCAUAAAAAUAGUCAUUGCUAUUUUGGAGAUCGAUGUCAAAUAUAGACUCUUUUUUGUUGCAAUAUGGUUUAGUUUGGAACCGUAAUAGUUUGUUAAGAAAUUUAGCACAAAAUUAUUAUUCAAAAUUAGAAAGUAGUACUAUUGAUGGCCGGUACCCAAAUUGUAUAUCAUGUUGGUUGCAUAUUUUAUUGGUAUCUAAAUCAAUAGACAAAUCGUUAUUGUUGUGACAUUUCUCGUUCUCUAUCGAACUUUAUCCGCGAGGAUUAUCUAUGAUAAAAGAAAAGAAAGGGUAAUUGAGGAGAAGCAUGUAGCAAUUAGCAUUACUUCUUUACUUGUGUGGUGUGGUGAUGUCGAAGUGACAUCAUUGUUUGAAAAUGUCGGGCUGGACGAGCACAAAAUUAAGCCCAGCAAGUAGCUGCCUUGUGUCCUUAUCUGAUCGGGACGCGCAGUGUAAUUACUAUUAAUAUUUUGUUGCUAAUCAUCAUAAUUAUUUUAAAUAAUAGUGGUUAGCAUUGAUUACUUUCGUUUCAUUUUUUUUUUGUGUGUAAAUAUAGUAAUAAUUAAUUCUAACAGUGUGUCAGUGUUUACGUGGGAUGGGAUUAGGUGCUAACCCUUAUAGGGGUUAGCACCGCGAUAACUAGCAAAAAACGCUACUAAAAAUAACGAAAUCACUACGGAUUAUUAUAAAAUCAAUACAACAUCUAAGCUAAAUCACUACUAAUUCAAACUAGUAGUAGUUUUUCCCUUGGUUAGGACGGUGCUAACUAUUGUACAAUUAGCACCGUAGCCGUUCCCGUGUUUACGUAUGGGGAUAAAGAUCCGUGCUUAAGACAGCUGAACACGUAUAAGUAAAUUAUUAAUUAGUAAUUAUAAUUUCAGAUGAUUCAGUUAACUGCACAAUCGCUUCCAAGGUUGCCAAUCCGUGGUUCAUCUGUCGGUUGACUCAUUUUGAUCCUGUCGCACACAUCUGUGGCCUGUGGGGUCGAUUCGCUGCAACGUUGUCGGGUUGGAGGUUACACAAUGCUGUUUUUCCAUUUGAUUUGUGAAAUUUUCAUAUUUUUCGAUUUUUCUCUUCAACAAACCCUAUCUUUGGAAUUCUAAAUUGAAAUUUUGAAUAUUGAUGUUAUACAAGUGUGUAAAUUUUCACUAUAUAUUGGAUUCAAGUACGACAUGUUAUUUUUGUGUAGUUUAUAUAUUACUCAUUUGAUAAAUGUGAUUUGAUUUAAUUUAUAAAUGUAUGAACAAUAUAAUGAAAUUUUCAAAUAUUUAGACUAGAGUGGAUUAAAACGGACGAACCAUUAACUCUUAACGCACUUGCUCUAGACCAAGCCCUUCUUCCCAUUUGGAAAAUCAUCAAUUAUUAUUAUUAUUAUUAUUAUUAUUAUUAUUAUAUUAAUUUGCAAGUCCAAAUUACUGUUGCAUACGACAAAGUAGCAACAAACCCUAUUUUAUCGGAAAUACUAAUCCGGGUUACUGUUCACUAUGGAAGGAAUUAUAUUAUACACUCUGCUUCAUACUUCACCCGAGUCUCCGAGCUCCAGCCUCCAGUUCUUCCUAUUUCGUAUCCAUCACCAUACCCGGAAAUUCCAAUCUACCGCGUAUGCGGUUACCCAAGUGGGUGUGUGGCCGCCAAUUAUUUUUUCUCCCGCUAGGCAUUGUUAUUUUGCUAGAUUUCCAUGGGAGGGGAGUUGGAAGAAAACAUUAGAGAAUAUAGCUAGGCUCCCAUCAAGAAUAAGGUUUGAUAGUAUUUUUCAAUGGUAGCUUAGUCAAAUGUAAGAACAUUCUAUAAUUUGAUUAUUAUUAGAUCACACACGAUAAAUUAUUUACAUAAUAUCAUUUUGUAAUAAGAAACAAAUUAUGUAAUU
Messenger RNA from Linum trigynum, 6147 nucleotides. Lineage: Eukaryota; Viridiplantae; Streptophyta; Magnoliopsida; Malpighiales; Linaceae. The record is from the annotation of a GenBank genome assembly.